CUUAUUUGUAGCAAAAUAUUUGUAUUUUAUAAUUGAUGUGUUAAUGGAAGGUUAUGCAUAUGCAUAUCCCUUCCCUCAAGCGCGUCCCCCAGAAAUGGAGUACCCGGAUCAUGGUGAUGGAUUCGGGGAGUAUUAUGGUUUGGGACCUCUAAGCGGAGAGCGAACCGUUAAAAGAAGCAGCCGCUCUAAACAACGUAAAGCCAGACGGGACACGAAACGUUCAAGAUCGAGAAGUGUGUCUAAAACUCGUUCACGGUCACGAACGAGAUCUCGGCGCGAAUCUCAAUCCCGAUCCCGAUCCCGAUCCCAGUCCCGAUCGAAAUCUCACUCUCGAAGUCGUUCUGGAAGUAAAAAAGAAAUCAACUUUAAAGAGCCGGGAUUUUUAGACGCAUUUAGAGUUUUGUAUCUGACACCCAGCAAACAUAAAAAAAACGAAUCGAAAUAUCUAACAACCAAAAAGCGACAAGAUCGUAUUCAGGAAAUCCUAAAGAGUGACGGUUUAGGGUCGAAGCGUUGGCUCUUCUAUCCCCGGUCCCGGAACCAAGUAGAAACCGAUCCGAUCUCAGUAUCGGGAUCGCGGGAUAGCUGUGACCAAAGGGUGAAAGUCGACGGUGAAUUCUUCAGGAAGUAUAAGAAAAGUAAGCGAGUGGACGUCGACGCGCCAAUAGCGAAGCUGAAAAGGUGGGAGGUUAUUUUUUAUAAGAAGCUAGGUUUUAUACAGGCUGUUUAAUUUUGUGGUGUAAUAAAGUUUUU
Molecule: messenger RNA, 753 nt
Organism: Vanessa atalanta (red admiral)
Lineage: Eukaryota; Metazoa; Arthropoda; Insecta; Lepidoptera; Nymphalidae
Product: serine/arginine-rich splicing factor 6-like
Exons: 3
Coding region: 44-730 (228 amino acids)
Source: RefSeq, a predicted model, not a curated record